This is a messenger RNA of Penicillium cataractarum, 990 nucleotides long. Its product is annotated as class I SAM-dependent methyltransferase. NCBI's taxonomy places the organism in Eukaryota, Fungi, Ascomycota, Eurotiomycetes, Eurotiales, Aspergillaceae. The transcript has 9 exons. Gene Ontology annotation, molecular function: methyltransferase activity. Bases 1 to 990 code for a protein of 329 amino acids. The record is from RefSeq and is a predicted model, not a curated record.
AUGACCGACCUCGAUCGACCAACGGGUUCAACGGAAAUCGAGGUGGAUGCCGAUGCCAGUUCACCAAGCGACAUCGACAGCAUUCGCAGUGAUCUGACCUCGUUGAGCGAGUCCAUCUAUACUUAUGUCUACGAGAAUGGCCGCACCUACCACGCCUAUGGAUCUGGGACUUAUGUUCUUCCAAACGAUGAACGAGAGCAAGAAAGAUUGGACGUAAUGCACCAUGUCUUUCGUCUCUGUCUAGAUGGCAAUCUGUGUCAGACCAAGUUGGAGCACCCACAGCGCAUACUCGACAUUGGAACGGGCACGGGAAUCUGGGCUGUCGACAUCGCGGACGAGUUCCCAUCGGCAGAGGUGACCGGAGUGGACCUCUCUCCAAUACAACCGGGUUGGAUCCCGCCUAACCUUUCUUUUAUUAUCGACGACGUGACACGAGAAUGGAGUUUUCAACCCGAGUCUUUUGAUUUUAUCCAUGUGCGAUGUUUCGCUGGAAGUAUAGAGGAUUGGUCAUCAUUUUUGAAACGAUGCUACCAGUACCUCAAGCCCGGUGGACGAAUUGAAGUCGCGGAAUCUCGCGCAAAGCUAUAUUGUGAUGAUGGCUCAUGUCCGGAAGACAGCUACUUGUACAAAUGGGAGCGCGAGUUCAAUCGAAUCACCGAGAUACAGGGACGAGUUUGGGAUAUCGCCCCGCAGCUUCCCCGCCUCCUCCGAGAAGCUUCUUUUGAAACCGUCGACACGGUCGAACAUGUUUGCCCAUUCGGCACGUGGCCCAAAGACCCUAAAUUGAAAGAAGUCGGCCGCUAUUUCCGAGCUCAAAUGAUCGAAGGUGCCAUGGAAAGUUAUUCCCUUGCGCUCUUCACAAGAUUCGGAGGCUGGAAACCCGUCGAGGUGCAGGUUUUGUUAGCGCACUUGCGAGCGGAGCUUCAAUCGAAUAAAAUCCACGCCUAUACAAAGCUCUGUUUUAACACGGCGCAAAAGCCUAUGACAUAG